Messenger RNA from Teleopsis dalmanni, 3165 nucleotides. RefSeq names its product glutamic acid-rich protein-like. Bases 382 to 2922 code for a protein of 846 amino acids. The transcript has 8 exons. Lineage: Eukaryota; Metazoa; Arthropoda; Insecta; Diptera; Diopsidae. The record is from RefSeq and is a predicted model, not a curated record.
GUUAGACCAGACGCAAGAAAGGUUUUGAACAUUGGAUAUUAACUAACACAAUUCGAGAAGAAAUAAUAGGCGUUAUAUGAUGAUUUAUAUCAUGUGAACAUAAGUUAUUUCUAGGAAUCAGCGUCGGGUGUUAUUUUAUUUUUUGAGAAGCAGGAUCUUACAUUUAUAUUUAGAGUAUAAGAAGUUUAACGUUAACGAAAUACUUAGCUUUAAGACUUUUAUACAUUUUUAUUAUGUUAUUUGUUAAGGAACGUUUACUGUGAACAUCCCAUAUUACCUUCUAUAUGUAUUAUACUCAAACAUUCGAUUUUUGAAAGUUAAUUGUUAAGAUUAGUUGUUUACAAUUGUUGGACAUUUCUAUUACGGAUAAUUAUUAUACUCAUGCACUCAUGCUCUAAUGCUUUCAUAUGGCAUUACAAAAUGGUUAAACGUUAUCGUACUUUUGAAAAACAAAACAAUAAUAAUAAAGCAGACCAAAAUAAACAAGAGAAUGAAGAAAGCAAAAUUACUGUAAAUCACCAAUAUGAUCAAGGUACUUACAACUUUACACAAUAUUGUGCAUCGUCAGCUGAACCCAGCAGUUCAAGGAGAACAGAAGAAAGUAUUUAUAGAGCAGAAAAAUCUUCAGAAAAUAUUAAUCAGAAGGAGAACUUAUUUAACAGAUUUUCUUUAGAAACUGAUUCACAAUUUCAAGAGAACCCAAAGAGUAAUAAAAAUAAACAAGAUUUCAUCACUAUUAAUAGGAAUGAAUUUCUGUUUGGAGGUAGAUCAAAUAGAUUAGCCGGUGGCAGUCAAGAUGAUAAGAAACCCUAUUUUGUUCUCAAUAUAUUCGGAGCAGCACCUUUGCCACUUUAUUAUGAUCCAGAACAAUAUGAGGAUAAUGCAUGUGCAAUUGUAGAUAAUAAUCUAACAAUCAAAAAUGACGUAUCAGAAAAUGUUCCUGAAUUAAAUAAAAGUGUUUUACAAAUAAAAAGUAGAUUGCUCACAAAUUCAGGUGAAAAUAAUUGUGAAAAACAAUUACAGAAACAAAUAAACGAUAACACAACUCCAAAGUCAAAGGAAGAGAAUAAAUUGCCGGAUGUUAAACAGAGGAAGACUAAAAAUCAAGAGCUAGAAAGUCAGUUAAAAAAAGAGUCAGGACAGAAAAAACAAAUCAAUGAUGGAGGAUCGAAAAAAUCUAAGGGGAAGUCAAAAAAAGAAAUGAAAUUAAAUAUGGUAUCCGAAAAAGAAUCUCAAAAUCAAUUAGAAGCUGAGAUUUAUAAAAAAAUGAGGAAAGAUGCAAGACAUUUAACAGAAACGGAAGUAUAUGCGCCGACAGUCCAACAGAAUAAUUGUCAAUUAAAAAAUGGAAGCAAAUCUAAGUGGACCGAUACAGAAAAAAAAAUUAAAAAUACUAAGGAGAAUACUACAAUAAAAAAACAUCAAGAUAUUUUUAUUAGUAUUAAGGAUAAUAAUGCGAAGAAAAUACCUCCGAAUUACCCCGUUCAAAAUAUUAUGCAAUAUUGUCAAAAGAAGAAUAACAAUGGCAGAAAACAAAACGAUAAAAUUGGGCGACAAAAGAGAGAAGAUAAGGUACCUAGACACUUAACUCAAUGUUUAAAAUGUCACCAAAAUAGUCUCAAAAAUAAUGAACUGCAAAUAAAGAAAAAAAAAAUGAAGAAGAUUGGUUAUUUUAAACCAAUUUUCGGCGAAAAGCAACGAAAACAGAUUAAGAAAAUAAAUGUGCCAAAACAUAAAACCAAGGAGAGUCGAAAUUCUGUAAAACUUCAAAAAUCUUAUACGGCAUUUUUCGAUAACAAGAAACAAAAACGAAAAGAAGAAAAACUAGUGAAAAAAGAGAAAAAAAAAUCUAAAAUAGGUUUCAAUGAACUGCGAAAUGGAAAGGGCAAAAUCAUUAGAAAUGAAAGGACUAAGAAAAAACCUGCUCUACCUAAUUUUAGGAUCAAGCCCAAAGAGCCGGAAACGACUACUGAAUAUUUACAUAUAUUGAAUAUUAAAGAUGAUAACCUUCAAAAAAAGAAGCCUACGAUCGAACGCAAUAAUAAUUUCAAAGAAAAAUGCACACAAGAUGAUAAAAUACCUAAAUAUACCAAUAAUUUCUCAAAUGUCCUUGAAAGUGAGAAAGAGAAAACUGAUGAAGUAAGUAAUACUGCGCCAUCCAAACAAGAAAUAGAAAAAAGAGUUAUUGAGGCUAUAAGGCGGCGGAAAAAAGAAAAGAAAGAUCAGAAAAAACUGACAGAAUCAUAUAAAAAAACACAACAGUCAGUUGUAAGCGAAAAUAUCCAAAUUCGAAGAGAAUUAACAAAAUUACUCAAACAUAAAACUAAAAUGCAAAAGAAGAAUAUGGAAGGUAAUGUGAACGAAGAAGAAAACGAAGGUCAAAAAGAAAAAAAUGAUAAAGUGGAGGAUUUACUAGAAGACACUUUGAAAAAAGCCAAAAAGCUUAAGAAAGAAGCGAAGAAGAGCAUUAAGUUAAAUAGUGGCGGUAAUCCACGCAGUGUGAAAUUACUACAAGAGCGAAAGAUAAUUUCAGCCAAAAAUGAACUAAAAGAAUCAGUUAAAAAAUUAUCAAGAGAACGUAAAUUAGCGAUAAUAGAAAAGAGUAAAGAAGUUUUUUUUCUGGAUGCCCCAAGCACAUCAUGUAGGGAAACAAUUAGACACAACCUUGGAAAAGGAAUUAAUUUUCCUACAUCAAGUACAUUUAGAGAAGCAAUUAGAAAAAACUUCGUACAAGAAUCCGAUGCAAAUGAACAAGUUGAAGAAAAUCAAAUAGAUGACCAGAAAAGUGUAGAUACUACACAAUUAAAGAAACAGACCUGUAAUAAUAAUAAGGAAAGUCUGACUAAAGAAGUCACAUACGUAAAAACCUACAACAAAUCUGAUACAAACAAACGACUGAUUAGGAAGAAAAAUCGAAAUUAAAAAACCAAAAAAUGGAGGGAAUUUAUAUAUUAUGAAAAUCUAAACUUAACCUAAAAUUCUUAUAACUUUCAAAACUAUAAAAGGAAAGUGGAAUAGGGUGUUGCAUGCAAAAUUGUAAAAUACAAAAAAAACUGGAAUAUAAGGGAAUAAAAUAUAAAAUAAAUACAAAAGACUUUAGAACAGAAAAAAAUUAAGUAUAAAAUCAAUAAGAAGAAAGUGGAAUAGCAAAAAUAGAAAGUGGAA